Messenger RNA from Nestor notabilis (Kea), 1300 nucleotides. RefSeq names its product karyopherin alpha 4 (importin alpha 3) (gene KPNA4). Gene Ontology annotation, molecular function: protein binding; nuclear import signal receptor activity. Lineage: Eukaryota; Metazoa; Chordata; Aves; Psittaciformes; Psittacidae. Gene Ontology annotation, cellular component: nucleus; nucleoplasm. The record is from RefSeq and is a predicted model, not a curated record. The transcript is spliced from 14 exons. Gene Ontology annotation, biological process: NLS-bearing protein import into nucleus. The annotation marks the transcript as partial.
AUGAGAAGACAAAGAAAUGAAGUCGUUGUGGAGUUGAGAAAGAACAAAAGAGAUGAGCAUCUUCUAAAGAAGAGAAAUGUUCCUCAUGAAGAUAUUUGUGAAGAUUCUGAUAUUGAUGGUGACUUUAGAGUGCAAAACACUUCUUUGGAGGCAAUAGUACAGAAUGCUUCGAGUGACAACCAGGGUAUACAAUUGAGCGCUGUGCAGGCUGCAAGAAAGCUGCUUUCCAGUGAUCGCAAUCCACCAAUUGACGAUCUAAUAAAAUCAGGAAUAUUACCUAUUUUAGUGCAUUGUCUUGAAAGAGAUGACAAUCCUUCUUUACAGUUUGAAGCUGCCUGGGCUUUGACAAACAUUGCCUCUGGAACCUCUGAACAAACACAGGCUGUAGUUCAAUCUAAUGCUGUGCCACUUUUUCUGAGACUGCUCCAUUCACCACAUCAAAAUGUUUGUGAACAAGCUGUGUGGGCUUUAGGAAAUAUCAUAGGUGAUGGACCCCAGUGUAGAGAUUACGUUAUUAGUCUUGGAGUAGUGAAACCACUGCUGUCCUUCAUCAGCCCAUCUAUUCCCAUAACUUUCUUAAGAAAUGUUACAUGGGUCAUGGUCAACUUGUGCCGCCACAAAGAUCCUCCUCCGCCAAUGGAAACUAUUCAGGAGAUCCUUCCAGCGCUCUGUGUUUUAAUUCACCACACAGAUGUAAAUAUAUUGGUAGACACAGUCUGGGCACUCUCAUAUCUAACGGAUGCUGGCAAUGAACAGAUCCAGAUGGUGAUUGACUCUGGAAUAGUCCUUCAUUUGGUUCCUCUUCUCAGUCAUCAAGAAGUCAAAGUGCAAACUGCUGCGCUGAGAGCUGUGGGAAACAUUGUCACUGGUACUGAUGAACAGACACAGGUAGUUCUGAAUUGUGAAGCUCUUUCACAUUUUCCAGCACUUCUGACACAUCCCAAAGAAAAAAUUAAUAAGGAAGCAGUGUGGUUCCUAUCUAACAUCACUGCAGGAAAUCAGCAGCAAGUUCAGGCAGUGAUAGAUGCAAACCUUGUUCCAAUGAUAAUACAUCUUCUAGAUAAGGGUGACUUUGGUACUCAGAAAGAAGCUGCUUGGGCAAUAAGCAACUUAACAAUCAGCGGAAGAAAAGACCAAGUGGCAUACUUAAUUCAACAAAAUGUUAUUCCUCCCUUUUGCAAUUUGCUGACAGUAAAAGAUGCGCAAGUUGUGCAAGUGGUUCUGGAUGGACUAAGUAAUAUAUUAAAAAUGGCUGAAGAUGAAGCAGAAACCAUAGCCAAUCUUAUAGAAGAGUGUGGAG